This is a messenger RNA of Linnemannia hyalina, 507 nucleotides long. The record is from the annotation of a GenBank genome assembly. NCBI's taxonomy places the organism in Eukaryota, Fungi, Mortierellomycota, Mortierellomycetes, Mortierellales, Mortierellaceae.
AUGAGCGCCACAGCACGCGCUGAUGCCGUUGUGAAAAAGAAGACGGCCGCCAACUCUCUCAGCAGCAGCACCAAGCGCAUUCAAAAGGAAUUGGCCGAGAUCAACCUUGACCCCCCUUGCAAUUGCAGUGCUGGACCCAAGGGCGACAACUUGUACGAGUGGGUGUCGACCAUUAUGGGACCCAGUGGAUCGCCCUACGCUGCCGGAGUCUACUUCCUGGACAUUCACUUUCCUCAGGACUACCCCUUCAAGCCCCCAAAGAUUGUGUUCCGCACUCGCAUCUACCACUGCAAUAUCAACAGCCAGGGCCAGAUCUGCCUAGACAUACUGAAGGACAACUGGUCGCCCAUCCUCACCAUCUCCAAGGUUCUCCUCUCCAUCUGCUCUCUCCUUACCGAUGCCAACCCACAUGAUCCUUUGGUCGCAAGUAUCGCACAUCAGUACCUGAACGACAGAGAGGAGCACGACCGCAUCGCAAAAGACUGGGCCAAGCGGUACGGUCAUUGA